UUUAAAUUAUUAUUUCUCAUCAGUAUCACUACAAACACACUGUUUGGGUAAAACCUGAAUUGUAUAAGAGGCAUCCAAAAGGAAGGACAUUAUCAAAUAUUCUUAGAACUAGAAUUUUUUUCUCUUUUUAUUUUCCAGAAAAUGUCCACUUAUGAUGAUGAAAAUAGUGAUAGUUCUCAGUACGAUAGUUCUCAGGAUGAAAGGCAGGAAAGGCAGGAAAGGCAGAAAAGGCAGGAAAAGCGGGAAAUGAAGGGAGAGGUUCACAGUCAUUUUGAGCAGACUAUUCGUCCAUACAUUGAUCUGAUUGACACUCUGCGGUCAGUUGGUGUGGAGAAGGACCUGGCAUUACCGACUAUUGUAGUGAUCGGAGACCAGAGUUCUGGAAAAAGCUCUGUGUUGGAAGCACUUUCUGGAGUUGCAUUACCAAGGGGAAGCGGAAUUGUCACCAGAUGUCCAUUAGAGCUGAGGCUGAAGAAGGUAACAAGUGGAGUCAGCUGGAAAGCGGUUUUAACUUACCGUCCUAAAGAACAUUCAACAAAUGAGAGGAAAUUUGAAUUUGAAGAUCCUUCAAAAGUUGAACAACAUGUUACAGAAGCCCAGAAUGAACUGGCAGGAAAAGGGGUAGGAAUAUGUGAUGAGCUCAUCACAUUAGAGGUCAUGUCACCAGAUGUGUGUGACCUCACACUGAUCGAUCUACCUGGAAUUGCCCGAGUCCCAGUACAAGGACAACCAGAGGAUAUUGGAAACCAGACCAAAAGUCUGAUCAUGCAAUUUAUUAAGAAGCCAGAAACUAUAAACCUGGUAGUGGUCCCUUGUAACACUGACAUCGCAACAACAGAAGCAUUAAAAAUGGCCCAAGAAGUAGAUCCUAAGGGCAGAAGAACUCUCGCCAUUUUGACCAAGCCAGACCUCAUAGACAAGGGAACAGAGAAGAACAUUCUGGACAUUGUCCACAACAAAGUGAUUCCUCUCCGCAAAGGUUACGUCAUGGUGAAGUGUAGAGGACAAAAGCAGAUCGAUGAGAAAAUUCCUCUGGAGGAGGCAGCUCAAAUGGAGAGAGAUUUCUUCCAAAAUCAUGACCAUUUCAGAUGCCUCUUGACUGAGGAUAGAGCAACUAUCAAAUGUCUUGCCAUCAGUCUGACUAAGUGUCUCGUUAAUCAUAUCAAAAAAUCACUGCCACAGCUCAAUGAGCAGACAACAAAGCUGUUGUGGGACGUGAAAAAUGACCUCAAAGAGUGUGAGGGUGGACCACCAAAUGACCCUAAGGGGGCCAAACAAUUCCUCACUGAAACCUUAAAAAGAUUCAGCGAUCAAAUCAAGUCCUUAUCAUCAGGAGAGUUGAUCAUUAAGGAGAAUUUGUUUGUCCAUCUUCGGGCUGAAUUCAAGAAGUGGAAUGGUCAUCUUAACAGUACAAAGACACCUUUUAAAAAUGCGAAAGAGUUGAGCCAGAGAAACAGAGGGAGGGAACUGCUUGGCUUCAGCAACUACAAAGUGUUUGAAACAAUUCUGCAGAAACAUGUGGCUACACUUGAGGCGCCAGCCAGUGAAUUACUUCAUACCAUAAAAGACAUCAUCACCACACAUUUGACUGAAGUGGCGAUUCAGUGUUUUAGGAACUACUCUGUCCUUAUAAACAUCACUAAGGACAAAAUCAUCAACAUUCAGUCAAGUCAGCAAGAGAAAGCAGAGCAGAGGAUCUCAGAGCUGUUAGAGAUGGAAAACAUGAUUUACACUCAAGAUCCCAUCUACUUGAGGAUCUUAAGUGAAAUUACAAAUGAGGGGUUUUCAGAGGACCAGUUACCAGUCUUUGACAAAAAAAUGAAGUACAGUCAUAUGCUGGAGGCGUAUUAUGAGAUUGUGGUGCAGCGGAUGGCUGACCAUUUACCCAUGAUAAUCUCCCUUUUCAUGCUGAAGGAGACCGCUCAGAUCCUGUCUAUUGACAUUUUGAGUUUACUGGAUGGGGCAAAUGUGAGCGAGCUCCUGUCUGAGGACUCUGAGGUCAGCAAAAGGCGCACUGAACUACGAGCUCGCCUGGAGCGUUUGACUGCUGCUCAGUCAGAACUUAACAAUUUUACUGACUAGUGUAUAAUGCAUUUUAUUCAUAUUUUACUUGUCAUGCGUGUGUCAGGGUGUGGGGCUAUGGUAAGGAUAUAGAAGUGUUGCUCUUCUUCUGCAAAGGCAGUCUUUCACCUGUCUAUCUAUGAUGUAAUAAAGAGGCACAUUCCACAAUGAGUCCUAAUCUGGGCUUGGUUUCAAUAAAAGUUGUUUUUGGACUAACAA
Messenger RNA from Megalobrama amblycephala (Wuchang bream), 2280 nucleotides. RefSeq names its product interferon-induced GTP-binding protein Mx-like. Bases 142 to 2082 code for a protein of 646 amino acids. The transcript is spliced from 14 exons. The record is from RefSeq and is a predicted model, not a curated record. Gene Ontology annotation, cellular component: membrane; cytoplasm; microtubule. NCBI's taxonomy places the organism in Eukaryota, Metazoa, Chordata, Actinopteri, Cypriniformes, Xenocyprididae. Gene Ontology annotation, molecular function: microtubule binding; GTP binding; GTPase activity. Gene Ontology annotation, biological process: defense response to virus.